CUACCAACACAUAUAUACACUGCUAUGCACAAAAUAUAACUGCUUGCAGCUCCCACUGCCGAAAGAGUUUUUGUCAUUCGCCAACGUCCUGGCCCAAAUUAUUCAGCUGCUAAUACCUUGAGUAGCACUGUUGCGUUAGCUCCUUUAUAACAUAUAUUUACAGUUGGUAGCAUCGUGCCUAGUUCAGCGACGUAGGUGCCAGCUUGUGCCCUUGCGUCGGAUUUGGAAUGUCGCCGUUAAGCCCCACCCCCGACACCACCACCGCCCCGCCACCUCCACCACCACCAUUGUCCUCCUCCACCUCCACUUCCACCAAUGUCAAUGUCAGUGUCAAUGUCUCCACCAAUGACAGCAUCGACUGGUCCCGCAUCCGUCUGGGCGUCGACGCCGCGCCCACCAUGUUCCUCGCGCACUGGUCCGCCGACACGCACCGCUGGGACGGCGGCGCGCUGCUGCCGUACGGCCCGCUCAGCCUGCUGCCCGCCGCGCAGGUGCUCAACUACGGCCAGAGCGUGUUUGAGGGACUCAAAGCCUACCGCUGCACUGCUUCCGCUUCCGCUUCCGCUUCCGAUGCCGAUGCUGCGGGAAACAACAACAUCAACAACAGCAGCGGCUGCUGCGGCCCCACCGCCGGGGCCACCGGUGGCCGCAUCCUGUUGUUCCGCCCCGGCUGCAACGCCGCUCGUUUCUCCGCCGGCGCGGUGCGCAUGUGCAUGCCGCCGGUGCCCCGCCGCAUGUUCCUGGCAGCUCUACAUGCAGUGGUCCGCGCCAACGCGGCCUGGGUGCCGCCCCCCGGUCGCGGCAGCCUCUACCUGCGGCCGCUGCUGCUGGGCACGGGGCCGCUGCUGGGGCUGUGUCCGGCACCGUCGUACACGUUUGUGGUGUACGCCGUACCGGUGGGCGGACGAGCUAAGGAGGGUCGGCUGUGCUCGCUGGACUACCUCAUACACGACUCCCUGCACCGCGCUGCGCCCCGGGGCGUGGGCUCCACCAAGGCGGCCGGCAACUACAGCCCCUGUCUGGCGGCGCAGGCGCAGGCGCGGCAGCGGGGCUGCGCCGACUGCAUCUUCCUGGAUGCUCGGAGUGACACCUACUUGGAGGAGGGCUCCGGUUGCAAUAUCUUUGUGACCCACGGGUCAGUCGUCACCACGCCGCCAGCCGCCGGCUCCAUCCUGCCCGGCAUCACUCGCGCCUCGCUGCUGCAGCUGGCGGCGGCACUGGGAUACCGCUGCAGGGAGGCGCCAAUCACGGUGGAGGAGGCCAUGCAGGCGGAAGAAAUGUUUGCAAGCGGUACGGCGGUGGUCGUACAACCCAUUGGCAGUGUGACGUACAAAGAUAAACGAGUUACGUUCCCACGUGAUGAUAGCUAUAGCAGCAGUAGUUACAACGGUAACGGCCACUGCAACGGCAACACUAACGGCACCGACCGUUCAGAGGCCAAUGGGCGCGACAGCAGCACGGGGCAGCAAGACGGUCUUGCUUCUUCCUCCGCCGCCACCGUUAGCGCCAUUGACGGUACGACAACAUCGGAGAAUGGCCGUAACGGCUGCAGCAAUGGCCGUCAUCCCAGCGCCUGCAACGGCCAGGAUAACGGUAACGAUAACGGUCAUGCCAAAUCCGUUAACGGCCACGACGACAGUGCUGUGAACGGUACGGCGGUCCUGCCUAAAAGAGCUGCCGAGGACGAAGAGAGGGACGGAGGAAGCAGACAGCAGCAGCAACCGCCGCAGCAAUCGCCGCUAUCAGGUCACUGUACGACGAAGGAGGAGACGGCGGUGGCAGAGGAGGAGGUGGCGGCGCUGUUGCUGCAAGCGGCCGCACCCGUUCCGUCUCGGGAGUCGCUGUCGGCUGGCGUGGGGCCCGUUGCGCAGCGGCUGUACAGCUUGCUGACGGGGAUCCAGUACGGCAGGGUCGCGGAUCCGUUCGGGUGGAUGGUGGAGGUGGAGAUGGAGGGGCCGACAGAGGGACCCCUUCACCUGGAACGUCUGCUUGGAGAGGAGAGCGAGGAGGAGGCCGAGGCGGAGGCGCAGCAGGGUGUGGCAGGUGCGGCGGGGGCCUCCCUGACAGCAGCAGGAGGUAAGGGGGCGGUGGUAGCGGCGGGUCGCUCCGUGUUCGCAGACCCCAACCUGGAGUGAGGGCGGGGCGGUAGAAUGUACGGGGCGCGAGUGCGGGGCGGAGUGUGGGGCGGAGGGCGUGGCGUGGCGGAGGUCUGUGUGAGAAUGGAGGGAUGGGGUGGGUAGUAGGUAGCCUGGUAGCUACCGUUGACAGUUAGUUACAGUCUGUAUGCGUACACGUGUGCAGCAGUGUGUCGGACCGAGCCAGCUAGGGAGGCCGAGGGCACUAGUGGUAGCGCGUGUCAAGGAGCGUAUUAGCUUGCGGAAGGGAUGAGGAUACGAGGCGGCUGGAUGGUGUUGGGUUGGGUUGGGUGAGGAGGUUGGUAUGUAUUGUGUAUGGCACGGUGCGGUUUUACAAUGUAGUGCGAAACUGUACAAAUUAUGUUCGAUAGUUGUUUUGCUGCUAUCUGUGAGGUGACACGGCUGGUGAUAAUAUUAUGAAAGCCUUGCUAGGGGCAUUAUCUUCUCUUUCCUUGCACUAUUCUUCGUUGCACUCGUUCAAGUUGACGCCCUUUUGAAUUUUUACUGGAACCCGAUCGGCAGUGUUGGAAGACGUACGUCAAGAAGCAAAACCACGGUACAUGUAUUGACCCACGGGUCAUGGGAUGCCGUUUUCUGUAGCUCUGUGUGCUUAUACCUGUUUUGAGCAAGUGAGCUCCAAUGGCACGAAAAGAACACCCCCCCCCGUUUGAAGGAGAUCGUAAGUGAGGGCAAAAGGCCAUAGGGAGAGGAGAGGCAGGUGGAGGCCCCUAACAGGUUGAGCUACGGUUCAGUUGAUGUCGUGUUUCAGCUGCUGGUCGUGCAGCAGUCUUUCAGCGGCAAUUGCUGCUUGGUUGUGGCUGCUGCUUGGUUGUGGCUGCUGCUUGGUUGUGGCUGCUGCUUGGUUGUGGCUCUGUAUUGAUAAUAACCUGUUACCGGCAGCUCUCAUGCUCUGAAGGGUGUGCCGUACGACCGUUAACAGUUUUACGACAACCAGAUAUGACGACCUUGUAAUAUGAAAUAAUCCGAGGUAAACGGCUUGUAAAACUCGCAUUUCAGCCCCUCACUUCCACGUUUUGUAAAACUCGCAUUUCA
This is a messenger RNA of Astrephomene gubernaculifera, 3188 nucleotides long. NCBI's taxonomy places the organism in Eukaryota, Viridiplantae, Chlorophyta, Chlorophyceae, Chlamydomonadales, Astrephomenaceae. The record is from the annotation of a GenBank genome assembly.